Drosophila bipectinata is the source of this 561-nucleotide messenger RNA. RefSeq lists its product as uncharacterized. Lineage: Eukaryota; Metazoa; Arthropoda; Insecta; Diptera; Drosophilidae. The record is from RefSeq and is a predicted model, not a curated record.
GCACGGUCCGGCCUCUCAAUCAAGCUGAGAAAAAUGCAAAUUACGGAUACUAAUUUGCAAACAAAUACGGAGAACAAAUAAAGCAAUCUCCGACUAGGUGAUAUAAAUAGGAAACUGGUUGUAUGCCGGGCUUUAGUCGAUCCAGUAUCGUGUCCACGUUCUCAUGAUGAUGCGCCAUAUUACCGUCUGUCUGGUGUCCACCGUUGUGCUACUGGCACUUUUCCAGCCCAGUGUUAUUGAUGCUGCCAGUGAACCCGUCUGCACCUAUCGCAACUUGGAGGAUGAGACCAUUUUCCUGAAGUAUCUGCCGUUGCUGAGACGCGGCGAGGACUAUGUGGACUUUGGAAAGGAGGGAAAGUGUCUCAAGCGGGCCAUUUGCACGGACACCUUCAAGACCAUCGUGGAGGAUUGCUCCAAACAAAAAAUCACAUGCGUUAACAAGGAUCGGUUCACUGGCGUCUUUCCUGGCUGCUGUCUCAAGUGUCCUUAAAGUCCUUCCAUCUAAAAUUCAAUAAAUAUUAAAAUUUAUUUUAUUAAAAUAUAUACUGUGACAUACCUUAA